AUGUCAUGGCCACGUUUCACGUACGUAGUAGAGUUAAAUGUUGACAGUGUCCGUAACACAGAUCCUCAAAGACUUGGAGUGAUCGACAUCAGACCAAAUUACGUAAGCAUGACUUCUAACUAUUCUUGGCAUUUUUACCGGCUUCGUAAGACACACCGUGUAACAAAAAAGUUUAUAUACUCUCGCGUUACGUAUGAUAUGUUCAUCUCUUUCAUGCGUGACUUGAGCCAAACGCGUGACAUGCACUGGUUGUGAUAUGAAAGUCCUGAAGUGUAGUACUAAAUUGUUUGUAGAAAGUAAUCUUGAUUUCUUCAGGGUAAUUUGGUGUAAUCAACUGAGUUUAUAACGUAAAUUGGCCACCAUAAAGAGUUUAAAGGCUGGCCUUUCAAGCGUUAGCCCUUCGUCAGAGCGAUCGUAUCGUUAAUCAGUGUAAUCAGCUGAUUACACUAAAUUACUCUGUUAUACUCUCCCACCGACGCAGCACGACAGUUUCUUAAGAAACUUACCCCCUUUUUUCAUUUAUCUUGAUUUCUUCAGUUUUUUUCAAAUGUGUCUUUCGUUUUUUUAGAUAAUCCGUCGAUAUGCAGAGUUUUCUGCCACGACUGUCAGCUUGAAUGAAAGUUUUCCAGAUGAGAAGGUUAGAAUAAUUAAAUUUAAUUCACUUACUGUGAUCUCUUUCUUAAUUUUAUUUUGUACUUUAGGUGGAAAAAUUCCUUGUGGCAACCUCCUCUAUUCACCAAUUUUUUUUUCAAGGUAAACAAAGUCCUUGCAGCUUUACGAGUCGAGAUCGAAAACUUCAUUUUGCGUAUACCCGCGGAGUUUCCUUUAAGGAAAGAACAGCAUAUUUUCCUAAUCAACAACUACGAUAUGAUGCUGGCUGUUUUAUUGGCAUGUUUACACAGAAACACCUGAUUUAAAGUAUCAUGAAUAGUAAAUGCCUGACGGUAAAAGCGAAAGCGAUUUAUGGCCGCCUAAUAAGAAUUGGAAAAUGUGACGGUUGAAUUCUUAUCGGGGUCAUUUUUUCUUGGUUGUGUGUGUAAAUUUUGUUGUGCUUGUUUGUUUGUUUUGGAGUGCAAUAAAUACACUCUCUGUUGUGCCAACAUUUUAUCUGUUCCCUUUUUUAGGAGAGAACAUCUGAAGACUCCAAAGAAGUGGAAAGUUUUCAGCAGUUACUCACAGCCAGAAUUCAGGAGUUCGUUGAAGAGGUGUGACCUGGCUCUGUUCUUUCUAGUGUGGAGAAAUUUUUACCCAAUGAUUUUAAUUAAAUUAGUCUCAUAAUUGUCAUGACUCCUUUUUUGUCUUAAAUUUGGCCCUGGAAGGGCAAGCCUUUGAUUGAGAAUGAAGAUGACUUUAAAUUACUUCUUUAUUCGCAGGCUCUCUCUCCCGCUUUUGGUGUAAUGAUUGCCUUCGUUAAAGAGACAGAGCCUCUUUUGGAAAAAGGAAAAGGACAAGGACAAGUCAUCUGGCCAGAUGAAAGUAUGUCGGCUGUUCAGUAUUUGCUCCGCUGAUAUAUACUUUAUUUUAUGUACUCAUUUCUAUUUUGUGUACUGUACAAGUCGAAAAUCUCUUGGCUCUGAUGAUGACUUCUGUUGUGGUUGUCAAAACGUCAGCGACACCGACAAUUGCUUCCAGGGCCACUCGUACACCAAGGGACACACCACACAACGAGUUGUAUGUCUUCGGCCUGUCACUGAUUUCUUGUUUCCAUUUAGAACGCAUUCAACAACUUGUGCGUGGUUUCGCUUCGGACUGGAAAAGGUCAAUUGAAAAUAUAAAUCAAGAGAUAAUGAGAUCGUUCUUCAACUUCAAGAAUGGCACAACAAUUCUGCAGGUAUCACGUUCACAAAGAGUAGCUACUCGCAAAGUGAAUUAAGUCUUCGGUAUUUAAAUAACCUCUUGGGUGAGGCCAAGCACACACUAUUAGUUUGGUGAGAAACACAAGUUGCGAAGAAAAGUCCAAAUGGACAGAGGAAGAUACCCCAUGAGAUGGACUAGCUCUCGGCUUCACAGACCCCAAAUAUAAUACAUUGUUCAACUAGUGGCAUGUUAUGUAAUUAGCCUUUGAUGCAGACUCUAGCUCGCCCUCAUAACAAUUCUGUUUUAUAUUUCCUAGGCUGCUUUGACACGACUGAUCCAGUAUUAUCACAGAUUUCAGAAAGUUUUAUCUCAACAUCCUUUUAAAAGGCUUCCGAUCCGGAGUGAACUGAUUAACAUUCAUCAUGUGAUGGUGGAGGUCAAAAAACACAAAACAACGUUUUGA
Molecule: messenger RNA, 2260 nt
Organism: Pocillopora meandrina
Lineage: Eukaryota; Metazoa; Cnidaria; Anthozoa; Scleractinia; Pocilloporidae
Source: the annotation of a GenBank genome assembly